AUGAAUCCCAAGGUGGACAAUAAGAUUCUCAAAUAACUUCUUCCACAGCCGAAGUCGAAGAUCUCGGCUUCCCGCAAGCUCUCCCUCAAAAUCCUGCUCCUCACCAGAGCGUGUGAGGAUUUGGAAAAGGAAAACCAAGACCGUGAAGAGGAAAAGGAGCGUUACUUGGCAGAAAAGCUUCCCCCCUUGCAGCUAUCUAGCAUGUCAAUGGACGAGCUACAGAAUAUAUGCAAGCAGCUCCAUGCAAAAAUUGGCGUUGUGGAUGAAGAGAGAUACGACUGUGAAGCCAAGGUGGAUAAACACAACAAAGAUAUCCGUGAGCUGAAGCUGAAGGUACAGGACCUUGGGGGCAAGUUCAAAAAGCCUGCCUUGCGGAAGGUGAGGGUGUCAGCAGAUGAGAUGAUGAGAGCUCUCCUGGGCUCCAAACACAAGGGCUCAAUGGACCUGAGGGCCAAUCUCAAGUCUGUGAAGAAAGAGGACGUCAAACAAGACAAGGUACAUAACUCUGAAGUGGGAGACUGGCGUAAGAACGUGGAGGCCAUGUCAGGCAUGGAAGGCCGCAAGAAGAUGUUUGACGCAGCCGGUGGCGGACAGUAAGACGCUGUCGUUGGGACCAGCACAGCGAAGAAAAACAGAAGGAUGAGGAGGUCGCUUGGACAGAAAUGAGGAUAGAAAACAAAAUCUCUUCAGGCCAAACGGCUUGAAACAAUUUAACGCGGUACUAAUGCAUAGAGUUUAAGUUUACGCGUGUAGCUCAGCAGCAUGUUUAACUCGAGAGACAUCAGGAGCGCCUUCGUUCUCUGUGCACUGCAUGAAACUCACUUCAAGAAAA
Messenger RNA from Lampris incognitus (smalleye Pacific opah), 832 nucleotides. RefSeq names its product troponin I, skeletal, slow d (gene tnni1d). The record is from RefSeq and is a predicted model, not a curated record. The transcript is spliced from 6 exons. Gene Ontology annotation, cellular component: troponin complex. Gene Ontology annotation, biological process: muscle contraction. NCBI's taxonomy places the organism in Eukaryota, Metazoa, Chordata, Actinopteri, Lampriformes, Lampridae.